AUGGUUGGCAGUUACGGGAGGUUGUGUGAGCAAGUUCCUACUCGUGAAGGAAGCCAGGGAGCAGCAGCUCUCACCCUUAAUGAGCCCAAGGAGCGCUCUGGUGUGGAUGGGAUAUGUGCUAUAUUGAGUGAGAGGGAUCUCCCAGCGGACUCAGCCGUGUUGACGAUGGUCCUCACUCUAUGGGGAGGCCUGUCACAAGAUGACCUCAGCACUGAAGCACUCGACGCAGCUAUCAUGAGCCUCUGCGGCCUCACUGAGUUGCCUCCCGUUGUCGCCGAGCAGGAGCCAGAAGCAGCGGCUGCUAAGCUGUCCCUACCGCCUUCGCAUGACCUUUGGCUGUCCGACGUGCCACAGUUCCCAGACAAAAACUACUGCGUCCUCACGCAGCCUCAUGACCUCCCUCAGAGCAACUUCCUCUCAUCUAUGUUCACCCAAAUCCGCCCUAAGAUUGGCACUAGCUUUCAUCACGUUCUAUACCUCGCCCAUCGCGACUCUUUCUUUGCCCGGAUAUCGGGCAGUCCACUGCUACUCGCCGACCGCAACCCUCAUUGGGAAGUCGCCGUGCUCCCUCCCAGCUCAGGCCUUGCCUCUCUUGACUGGUCGAAGCUCGAGCCUGUGGCGUCUUCCAUCACUGACAAGCACCGAGACUCCUUGCAACAGUAUGCUUUCGUCUGCUCACCCUACAGGAACCGUUUUGCUCACAGGCGCUACCAAAAUGACGAGAUUAUUGUCAUUACAGUCCUCCUCGACGCUCAGCCUGUUGCAAUGGUCGGGGUAGAGAUGAUCACCAGUAACGACAAUGAAGCGGAUGCGAUAGACAUGUUACGAUACUGCUACGACGUAGACCAGUACCUCUCCCCUGCUGCAUAUAAGGGCUCUGGCUCUUGCUGUCGGCUCAUCCACUGGAGCAUCAUCCCGAUACUCAUCGGACAGACCAGAAGGAUACUGAACAUGGCCAAUACUGCACUGGGAACUCGACUCAUGUCCAUCGCGGUUAGUAACAGUCUUAGUCACGUCGACUCUAGACUGUCUUUGGCAAGCUCAUCUGGGAGAAGUGGCAUUCUUGAUGAAUUUAUGGACGAGUCAGACACUCCUACAGCACGAUGGCAGCAGCGAGAGUGGAGGGAGAGUAUUGGUGGUAGGCAAGAGAAAGCUCUCGAGAAUCAUGGAAAGCGGCUCCGAUUCCUCGAGGGAACACUACGGGACGCUCAUACGCAGUGCGAGUCCAUGAAGAUCCUCGCGAAAAAGAUGAUACUCUACAAGAAGUGCAUCGUCAACGCGAGAAUAAUCGUCGUUGGAGCUUCUGAUACUGGCCUGUCAACCCUGUCAUCGCUGAUGUCGAUGCCCAGGCUCCACUUUACCUCGCUCACGCUAUUGGCACCCGGGGGGAUCAGCUAUUUCCUGGAUGAUGAGCUAGACCCACUCACCGAUCAAGAAGCCUCUCUGUCACGUCUGUUCAAGAGCCAGGCGUCCGAGAGAGGCCACACAGCGUCGCUCCGCCAAGUGAGGCGUUUGACUGCCACUACUGGCGCAUUCUCCCCUCGGGAGCUGCGCCGUCUCAUGAUGGACUCUCGUGUGCGCAUACUAGAUGCGAGGAUGAUAUCCCUCAAUCGAGGCGCGAAGACUAUCUCUGUGGUGCCAAGUUGUUUGUCAUCCGCCGACAGCUCAUGUGACAAGAUUCUCGGAGAUGGUUCUAUCCUGCUCAAAUCUCUGAUAUGGAAUCCACUCAGCUACGCGGUUAUCUACGGGAGAGCUCUCGAUUCCUAUUGCGCGAUUCAAGGUUUGCUCGGCAGACUUGUCCCUCCUAAGAAGAUCGUGCUGGUCCUACCGCCCAGAAGAAGUCGUGAGACUAUCGCGGAUGAGGACGAAGUACUGCCUGUGGACGCCUUUGAAGAAGGGGAGGCUGUUGAGCAGAAGUUGCACAGCGUUCUGGAGAGCAUCGGAGUACGGGUCCAUAGUGACCUCACUCUGACAGGAGUGGAGCAAGACACCAGGCAACGGCUUAGUGCAGUCAGGCUCAUCGGGUUACCUGCUGAUACGGAUAAGUCCGAAGAGCCGCAGGGAACACGAGGAGGACCAGUAUGUCCUCGCCUAGCUCUGUGUGCUCUGUACGUUGAUACCAGAUACAAGAUCACUUGCCGAGUUUUGCUCACAGCUGAUGGUCACAGCGUGGACCCGAGAAUAUUCUCGUGCAUUUACGCCAAUGAGCUUGUGUAUGACGGACGUCUCAUUGUGGACCACCUCUUCCGAACCAUAGACGAAAAUAUCUUCGCUGCCGGCACUCUCUGUGAGUUCUCCCGUCGGUAUGUAGAAGCUCAAGAUGGCUACAAUGGUCGUGAGGUUGGCGGCAGGCUAGCUGAGGCCAUUGUCAAGUAA
Messenger RNA from Perkinsus marinus ATCC 50983, 2376 nucleotides. RefSeq lists its product as hypothetical. Lineage: Eukaryota; Perkinsozoa; Perkinsida; Perkinsidae. The transcript has 23 exons. The record is from RefSeq and is a predicted model, not a curated record. Bases 1 to 2376 code for a protein of 791 amino acids.